Apis cerana (Asiatic honeybee) is the source of this 974-nucleotide messenger RNA. Its product is annotated as integumentary mucin C.1. Gene Ontology annotation, molecular function: chitin binding. Gene Ontology annotation, cellular component: extracellular region. NCBI's taxonomy places the organism in Eukaryota, Metazoa, Arthropoda, Insecta, Hymenoptera, Apidae. The record is from RefSeq and is a predicted model, not a curated record.
GAUAAGAUAAAUAAUAUCUUAAUGAUAAGACACUAUAAAAAUCGAUUUUUGCUAAUAAAAUUUGUUAGUUUUCGACCGAUAACGUAUAUAACUUCAUAAAUUUAAUAGUAAUCGUGUUAAAAUGACCGGCUUAUACAUAUUAUUCUUUGCCAUGCUUAUGGUAACAGCAAAUUCACUAAAUUUCAAAUUACCUAGUGAUUGUUCUCCAAAUUCGAAAUGUCCAUUAAAUGACAAUGGCUAUGUAGUCCAUCUUCCUGAUAAUAACAACUGCCACAAAUUUUUUAAAUGUACAAGAGGAUUUGCAUGUUCAAAGGAAUGCCCACGCUAUGGCAAUGGAAAUCAAUUAGUGUUCAAUCCGAAAGAACAAGUUUGCGAUUGGCCAUUUAACGUCCCAAAUCUACCAAAUUGUAUUUAUCCAGGGCAAUCAAUUUCGACAUCAUCUACUAAAACAGAAACAACGACAUCAUCAACGACGACACCGUCAACGACGACAUCGUCAACGACGACACCGUCAACGACGACACCGUCAACGACGACACCGUCAACGACGACACCGUCAACGACGACUUCAGUCAUUCCAGAAAAACCUUGUUCAGGCACGGAGAAUAUUGAGGAUAAAACAGAUUGCAGGUACUAUUAUGUAUAUGAUUGCAAAACUGGAAAAAAGUGGAGACAGAAAUGCCAAGAAGGACUCGUUUUCAAUCCGAUAAUCGAAAGUUGCGACAAACCAGCGAAUUCGCCUUGUUCAACGACAAUUCCACUUCGAAAAUAAACGAUAUAAUGGGGAAGAAAAUUUUUCUGGAUUUUGGCAAUGCUGUUGAAAUAUAUUGUUGAAACGAUUUUUAAAGAGAGAAAAAUAACUUCAACAAAAAUUGACCAUUACAUAUUUUACGAAGAUUUUUGUGUUUUUAGAUUAAUUAAAGAAUAUUAUUGUGAUAGCAAGAUUUAAAAAAAAUAAAACAUUCAAAAUUGUA